Aspergillus costaricaensis CBS 115574 is the source of this 1779-nucleotide messenger RNA. RefSeq lists its product as uncharacterized. The transcript has 2 exons. The coding region runs from base 179 to 1597 and encodes 472 amino acids. Lineage: Eukaryota; Fungi; Ascomycota; Eurotiomycetes; Eurotiales; Aspergillaceae. The record is from RefSeq and is a predicted model, not a curated record.
CUGUUAUCGUAUACCGACUCCCUUUUCUGCAGGAAUAUAUCUUACGAUUCACUCCGAGAUCCCCAUUCUAAGCACAGCUAUCCCAUGGGGAUACUUGAUUUCAGUCUAAAGUGAACCCAUCGCUCCUGCGGCCGCGGCGUGGCUCUGGGCCAACGUCGCAUCCCUACCGUCAGCCGGCAUGAUGCGAUCGAGAGACCCUCGGGUCCGCCAGACAAUCAACCAAAUCCAUCAUAACCUCGAGUCUGCAAACGAGAGCGCCCAGGAGGGCUUAUAUACUUUUUCCCAUAAUUACGUGGUACCAUGUUUUGCAGCGAUUGGGACCUGUAUUUACUCAUGCACUGCGCCUUGUCUCCCUAGCCGCGAAGACCAGCUUCGACGCCGCCGACGCGGCCGCGCAGAGGCUAAUUUCGACUUCUACGAUGACUGGGAUAAUGAGGAUCCAAACGACGGUCUGCUAGGAUGGGGUACUGACGAACUGGAUCGUUUACUGGCUGGAAGCGGCUUGGCCCGGGGGAGUUCCGAACAGCCUCGAAGGCAGCGGAAAAUGAGCUAUGGUGCUCGGCGCACCAGGCGAAAGAGCACUGCUAUAAUGUCUGACGACCGUAAUGACCCGACUGUUAUCCCGAGUUCCUCUUUCCUGGGGUUCCUAGAGCGCUUCCCAUGGAGAUUUGGCGCUCGAGGGCUGAAAUAUCGCCCGUCCGCGGCAGAUCUUCAAGAACAUCCCGUGGGAUUGCGACGGCAUGAACUUGAAGAUGAGCCUCUCAUAGAAGAAACAGAGGAAAGUGAAGGCCCAGCCACCUCAAGAUUGAAUGGGAGAUAUCGAAGUUCAACACAAUCAUCGCGUGACACGGCCAAUUCCUUGAGCUCGCGGGGUGACUUGAUCCCCAGCGACGAGGAAGAAGACGCAGUGCCACUAGAUGAUGAGUUUGCUCUAGCUCUGGCCAGUCGUCGCGGGACUGGACUCGAUUCAAUUGAUCUAAUAGGGGAUAAGCCUGCAAGUAUGAGGUCGGUGUCUGGGACCUUUAGUUUAAGAACAACCGCCUCUUCCAAGGAGGAGAGAAAGAAGAAGAAAAAGAGGAGCAGCCGUCUGCGGUCUCCGGAGGGGUCGUAUGUAGAGGUCACUCGCCAAGCCAGUACCCCUACAUUAGCCGAUCUUAAAAAAGAAGAAGAGCAAGCAGCGCUUGAAGAAGAAUCAGAAAUUGCGCGAAGACGGCUUGCUGCACAGCAGCUGGCUUCAACACGAGGCCUACACCAAGCAAAAGACGAGGCUUCACAAAGUUCACCAUCUCCACAACCUCGCACACCUGUGUCGGACGCCACUCAUCAAGCGCCCGCCAAUAUUCCUUUAGACUCAACUGUAGAACACACACUUCCUCAUCAAAGUCAGGAUGUACAAACUCAGCACUCGCCGAAUCCGGGCUCCCCCGGAAACGACUCACAAACCGAACCAUUCCCCCCAUUUCCAUCUACUCCGGAAUUUCAUGAUGCUAGUCCUGCAUCGCAUCCGGGUCAUUUCCACGACCAAAGCAAUGCCUCGAAUCUAUCUGAUCAGGAAGAUACAGCAGAUGCUUCAAGGGAUGAUGCCUCUAUUGAUUGAUCAAAGGGCGCCAGGUUGCUAUGCGUGGAGGAAGCACGGCUAAUCGCUAAUCCAGGUUUGCAGGCCAAACCCAACCAUCUAAAUUCUCAGUUCCUUCAGCGAUCUCUCUCAUAUAUGAGGACGCAGCCGUCUUAUGCUUCUUAUGGCGACCUCUGAACUGUACAUUAACAUGAUGAUUCACG